Botrytis porri is the source of this 888-nucleotide messenger RNA. RefSeq lists its product as uncharacterized. Gene Ontology annotation, cellular component: precatalytic spliceosome. The record is from RefSeq and is a predicted model, not a curated record. The transcript is spliced from 3 exons. Gene Ontology annotation, biological process: RNA splicing. NCBI's taxonomy places the organism in Eukaryota, Fungi, Ascomycota, Leotiomycetes, Helotiales, Sclerotiniaceae. The coding region runs from base 1 to 888 and encodes 295 amino acids.
AUGUCAGAUUUACCAAGAAGAAGACAACGUCCUGAUAGUACCAAAAUGUGGGAGGAAAGCGAAAGUCGUGGUUCUGCUCGAGACCGAGAUAAAGUACAUGAUCGAGGAGAUCGACGCGAUGAGAGAAAUCGAAAUCAUGAUCGCAGUCGCAGAGAUAGAAGCCGAUCGCCGCGCGAUUCGAGAGAUCAUAGACGCAGUUCGUACAGAGAUCGAGAGAGAGAACGAGACCGCGGUGGAAGGAGAGAUGAAUAUCGAGAUGGGCGCGGGAGUGACAGGAAUAGAGAUUAUCGGGAAAGAAAUGAUGAGCGGUCGGAUAAGAGAGAUGGUCAUCGAAGAGAUGUGCCGGAUAGGACUAGAGAUGAGACUCGACAUUCUCGAGGAAUUGAUGAGGAGAGAAGUGGGAGAAAAGACAAUGAGCGAUCAUCAGGAGAGAAACCAAAUGAGCGAACUAGAUCUAGGAGUCUGCGGCGCGAUGAUGAGCGAGAUUAUAAAGAGGAUAGAGGUAGUGAGAAGAUACGGAAUAGCGAAUAUAUAGACGAUGCUCCACAACCAGUAAGCUUCAGUAUUGGGGCUAGUCAUACAAAUGCAGCUACAGCUCCAGAUCACGAUCGGAUGGAUGUUGACGGCGGGAACAAGAAGGCGUCACGACAUAAGAAGAAGAUUGAGGAGGAGGAAGAGGAAGAAGAGGACGAUGAUAUCGUGAUUGAGGAUGAUGGAAUGGCAGCCAUGCAGGCAAUGAUGGGAUUUGGAGGAUUCGCAACCACACAAAAUAAACAGGUAGCAGGAAAUAAUGUGAGUGCGGUGAGGAAGGAAAAGAAGACACAGUAUCGUCAAUACAUGAAUCGGGUUGGAGGAUUUAAUCGACCGCUGAGUCCGAGUAGGGAUUAA